This is a messenger RNA of Notolabrus celidotus (New Zealand spotty), 2934 nucleotides long. RefSeq names its product leucine-rich repeat LGI family member 2-like. Gene Ontology annotation, molecular function: protein binding. Lineage: Eukaryota; Metazoa; Chordata; Actinopteri; Labriformes; Labridae. The transcript has 10 exons. The record is from RefSeq and is a predicted model, not a curated record. Gene Ontology annotation, biological process: inhibitory synapse assembly. The coding region runs from base 303 to 1862 and encodes 519 amino acids.
CCUGUGUGUGUUUAGUUUCUCUGUGUUCACCUCUGUCGGUCUAACCCGAGUUUCUUCCACUGAGCUCACCAGUGGAUUUUUGUUGGAUUUUUCAGUUGAACCCUGGACUUUGAUGAAUUUCUACAGGUUCGUGCCGUCUAACAUCGUCGGUGAGUGUCUGAUACCGAGCACUGAGUCAUCUACAGCUCCUGGGAGGGAACUGGAGAAGUUUUAGGGCUUGAACACCUGCUGUGAAGCAGUCACCAGCAGCCAGACACAGCCGCACUUCUGCAGGUUACCCCCUCUUCACAUUCAAGGGUUCCAUGGGUCAAAGAGUCAAAGGAUGCUCAUGCACCAAGGAGACGAUCAUCUGCGUCGGAACCACACAGAUCCCAAAGACUAUACCUAGCGACAUCAACUCACUGAGCAUGGUGAAUGGUUCUAUUUCUGAAGUCACUGAGGGAAUGUUUUCUCUUAUGCCUUCUCUUCAGCUGCUACUUCUGAAUGCAAACUCUUUGACCACAAUCAAAGAGGAUGCUUUCUCUGGACUUCCACAUCUAGAAUAUUUAUUUAUUGAAGGAAACCAGAUUGAAACAAUCACCAAAAACUCCUUUCGUGGUCUGCGAGAUUUGACUCAUUUAUCACUAGCCAAUAAUAAGAUGAGGUUCCUGCCCAGAGAUCUGUUCUUUCACUUGGAUUCAUUACUGGAACUGGAUCUUCGAGGAAACCCUUUCCAGUGCAACUGUGACAACAAAUGGUUGAUGAUGUGGCUGAAAAACACAAACGCCACAGUAUCAGAUGUCUUCUGUGCCGGGCCCAGUGACAUGAAGGGCAAGCGGCUCAAUGACCUUCCUAUUCCACCAGGAGAGUGCAUCUCCACAGACUUUGUGCGUCAUCAGUCGAUUCCCAUUCAGUCCAUGUCAGCGGACAUCUUCUCCUUCAAAGAGGACAUCUACGUGGCGAUGGCUGCCCCUAACUCCAACAGCUGUGUGGUCAUGGAGUGGGAUCACGUCGAGAUGAAUUUCAGAAAAUUUGAUAACAUUACAGGCAAAUCUGUUGUUGGCUGCAGGUCGGUUCUGAUCGACAACCACGUCUUGAUAAUUGUAACUCAACUCUUUGGCGGCUCUCAUAUUUAUAAGUUUGACGAUCAGCAGAACAAGUUCACAAAGUUUCAAACUAUUGAGGUCUUCAACAUCUCAAAGCCAAACGACAUCGAGGUCUUCCAGGUGGACAGUGAUUGGUACUUUUUGAUCGUGGACAGCUCUAAAGCAGGACUGUCUACUCUGUACAAGUGGACUGACCAACCAGACCGCAAUGAAACUGGUUUCUACUCCUACCAGUUCCUCCACGAGUGGUUUCGUGACACUGAUGCCGAGUUUGUGGAAGUGGACGGAAAGUCUUACCUCAUCAUAGCCAGUCGCUCUCAGGCACCUGUCAUGUAUCUGUGGAACAAGAGCACGCUCAAGUUCAUCCUUCACGGUGAAAUCCCCAAUGUUGAUGAUGUGGUGGCGAUCAAAGCGUUCCGAUUGGAGGGUGACUUGUUUCUGACUAUGACCUGCUAUAUAGGUGACUCCAAACUCCUUAAGUGGGCCAAUAAGCAGUUCACUGAGGUACAGGCUCUGCCAUCUCGAGGCGCCAUGAUCCUCCAGCCGUUCACCUUCGCAGACAGGCACUACCUUGCUCUAGGCAGCGAUUAUUCCUUCACACAGAUCCACUUGUGGGACGUGGAGACCAAAAUGUUUCAUAAGUUUAAGGACAUUUAUGUUCAGUCGCCCCGGUCAUUCAUAGCAAUCACCACUGACCGCAGGAAUUUCAUCUUCUCCUCCAGCUUUAAGGGGAAAUCCAUGGUGUUUGAGCAUAUCAUUGUAGAUUUAAGCUUAUAAUGCCUAGUAAAGUAAUAAUUGAUCACAGAAUUGGUAACUUGGAUCAAUAUUGUGUGUAUGCUACUAUGGAGUUUCAACUGCAGCCUAUAUUGCUUAUGCAGAUUUAUCUUUCUUGGUUUGAGACUAACAUGCAUUCCUAGCGUUUCUAGCAUAUAUGGAGGUUUGAUUAUUUACAGAACAGUGGUAUGGUUGUCAACAAUGUAACGUCACAGCAAGAAGGUGCCUGGUACAAAACCACUAAACCGGAUUUGAUAGAAGGAUAAGACGUGAUAACCAUUAGAAAUAAUAAAGUCGAUGGCAUACAGUUUCAGACAGCCUCUCCUGGAAGAUAUUUGAAGUGUUAUGGUUUAUUGCACCAAGUAAGUGGCGUGAAACCCAAAUCUCCCUUCCUCCCUUCCUCACCUGGCUGUGCUGCUGAAAUUGAUGUUCUUUUCUUAUCAAUUAAAAAACAAAUGGAACUUUGUCUCUCUUGAAAACAAUGAAGCCAUAUCAACCCAAUUACUAAAAUAAUGGUUGAUUUAAUGUGCAUGAAACAAAGGCUUUCUCAGGAGCUGAAUGGAAUGAUAAAUAUUAUGAGCUUAAGUCUAACUGCAUCUACCUUGAUAACUAACUGCUGUAACAUCAGAGUGCCUGAAAAGUGGCUUUACAAAAUAUAAUGUACUUCUAAUUCCUAUGCAAAAUGUAUACUACCGAAUGUCGCUCUGAAUUACAAUCACAAGGUUAAUUGUGUGCUGCUACAACAUGAAACUUAAUUUCAAUGUUCUUUCGUCACAUGAAGUGUCCUCUUUUCUGCACUGAUACUUUGAUAUUUGUCAUGAAUUUUACAGAUGAAAUAACAGUUCGAUUGGCCUUCAAUAUAAAAUGUUUUUACGUACACAACAAUGAAAUGAAGUCUAAAUCAGGCCAUGGUCUCAUGGCUGUCAUAAGAUGUUACCAGGAUCUAGAAUAAGCAAUAGGUAUGUAUUGUCAUUUCAGAUUUAAUGGAAAACUGAAGUAUUUCCCCUCUCAUCUCUUACACAAUCUUCAGGCUUAUAUAAGUUUGUGUAAAUACAUUAAAGAACAUUUAACCACA